Messenger RNA from Naegleria gruberi, 951 nucleotides. RefSeq lists its product as uncharacterized. NCBI's taxonomy places the organism in Eukaryota, Heterolobosea, Eutetramitea, Acrasida, Naegleriidae. The record is from RefSeq and is a predicted model, not a curated record. Gene Ontology annotation, molecular function: protein binding. The transcript has a single exon. Bases 1 to 951 code for a protein of 316 amino acids.
AUGAACAAACGCAGAAAAGUGGAAAGUAAUAGUAUUGACGGCUCUUCAAGCUCUCCUGCGAAUCUACCAAUCGUAAAUCCAUUUUUUGAUGAAUAUUUAACAGACGAUUUGUUAGCAAUAAUUAUUGAAUUCAUCGGAGAUGAUAAAAUAUUAAAUUACAUGCUCGUCAAUAAGAGAUUUAAUCGAGUGAUCAAUGAUGAUCAAUAUGAUUGUUUCAGACAUUUCGAAUAUGAGCUCCCAUUCACUUUUGAUCCUCCGAAAAAUUGUAAUCUUGUUAGAAAAUUAAGGAUUUGUUCCAUUGAUGAAGAUGUUUAUGAUUUUGAUGAGGAAAUUGCAAUGAUGAAAUUUAACAAGGUUACUGAAUUAAUUGUUUUGGAUGAAUGUAGUUACUCAUUCGGCUCUGCGUGUAAGGUUAUCGAUGCAUCGAAUGUGAAAAUAUUGUCUAUUAAUUUUGCAAUCAGUACAGAUGUUCUCAAACAAAUUACUGAAGAUUUCACUAAUUUAGAAACACUCAUUAUUGCAGAUUUUGAAGGUAUUGCCCAUAAUGAAAUUGAAAAGGAACUACCUACACUAACACAUUUCAUAUUUAGUGAAGAUUUAGAUUACUCAUACAGUUACGAACCAUUCGAAAUUGAUAGAUUUUGUAAUGUUUUCAAUUUUACUCCAAAUUUACGAACCAUAGAAUGUGAACCAAUAGUUGGUUAUAUGAAUUUGAAUGCAUUAAUUAAGAUAUGUUCUCAAUUGGAAUCAUUGGAAUAUAUAAAGGUUGGAAUAGUGUUGGAAAAUAGCAAAAUUGAAAGUUAUCCCUCCCUAAAUGAAUUGAUGAAACGAAAGUUGUUGAAACUUGAAUUGAAUUGUUACUCGCACAUUGCUCUUGAUGUGCUCACCAAAUAUUUUACAAAUUUCAAAGAUCAAACGAAGAUAACAUUGGAAGAAAGAUUAUACUUGUAG